AUUAUUAAAGUUAUUAAAGCUCUGCUGGUCGCUUUGUGGAAGCGAAGUCGCUCUAAUCAUCUCCGGUUCGCUGCCACUCAACAGUCUGGUUUCUUCCUGUAUCACCAGCAUGCUCCGGGCGUGCCUCGGAUCCUCGUCGGCAACCGCCUCCACCUGGCCUUCAAGCGGCAGGUCCCCACGGAGCAGGCGCGGGCGUACGCCGAGAAGAACGGCAUGACCUUCUUCGAAGUGAGCCCCCUGUGCAACUUCAACGUGAUCGAGUCGUUCACGGAGCUGUCGCGCAUCGUCCUGAUGAGGCACGGCAUGGAGAAGUUCUGGAGGCCCAACAGAGUGUUCAGCCUGCAGGACCUCUGCUGCAGAGCCAUCGUGUCCUGCACGCCCGUCCACCUCAUCGACAAGCUGCCGCUGCCCGUCGCCAUCAAGUCCCACCUCAAGUCCUUCUCCAUGGCCAACGGCAUGAACGCCGUCAUGAUGCACGGACGCUCGUACUCGCUGGCCAACCCGGCCGGCGGCUCCAAGGGCAACAGCCUGAAGCGCUCCAAGUCCAUCCGUCCUCCCCAGAGCCCGCCGCAGAACUGCACCCGCAGCAACUGUAAGAUCUCCUAACUGCCGCCGGGCCCGGAGGAACGGCUACAGACUCUCUGUCACUACACCGCGGAGAACCCGGACUCCAGAACCUCUGCCGUCUGUCAGCUUAUGACUACAUGUACAGAAACGUCACUGAUUCUGGUUCCUCCGCGUCGCCGACAUCACCUGUUCUCAAGUCCUCCUCUUCUUCUUCUGUUGUUUUAAUGACCGAUAAGCUAACCGUUCAGACACUACAGAACCCGACGGGCCCGAACUCGGGUCCAGGCUUGAUUUCUGUGCCUUGAUCCACGUUUCUUUGGUUCUCGGGGGACGGGCAGAGUCCAGUGUUCCCACGGGACCCGGUUCAGAUUUUAGAUCCGUUUCGGAUUUUUGUUUCUCAGUCGAUCGAAGCGUCGGAACCAACCCGAUCAGAUUUUAAAACUGGUUCUAAUGGAUUCACAGAGCUGCUCAUACGAGGGACUAGGAAGGUCUGGGCUUUUGUUGGGUGGAUGAUUAAGAGACGGUUCUUCUCUGACCCGGCAGAGACGGGGAGCCCGGUUCCAGGCCGUGUUUCUGUUUACUCCAGACGUUAAUCUGUCGGUUCUGACCGCAGGUUUAUGGUCUCGUUUUUUAAGGAAACAUCUCAGGAUUCAUCCUGCAGACAAGACGCCGUUUCCCUCUUUCAGAACCGAACAUGUUUGUUCUCUAGAGACCGAGUCGACUCCUGGACCAGCCGCCAUCCCUCCGGUUUUCCACAACUAGCUGGACGGGUCCAGGCUGACGCAGGCGAUGUUGACAGUAAACUCUGACCCGUGUUUAACGUUUUUAAGUCUGUUUUUCCUUCGUCGGCUACACUUUGAGUCCUUUUUUUAAAAAGAUCCAAACCGAUCGUUUUGGAGAGAAAAGACGUAAAUGGCC
Molecule: messenger RNA, 1485 nt
Organism: Fundulus heteroclitus (mummichog)
Lineage: Eukaryota; Metazoa; Chordata; Actinopteri; Cyprinodontiformes; Fundulidae
Product: ras-related protein Rab-40C-like
Exons: 2
Biological process (GO): protein localization to plasma membrane; intracellular signal transduction
Cellular component (GO): endosome; plasma membrane; synaptic vesicle
Molecular function (GO): GTP binding; GTPase activity
Source: RefSeq, a predicted model, not a curated record